Messenger RNA from Drosophila ananassae, 1336 nucleotides. Its product is annotated as laminin subunit beta-1-like. The record is from RefSeq and is a predicted model, not a curated record. The transcript is spliced from 2 exons. Lineage: Eukaryota; Metazoa; Arthropoda; Insecta; Diptera; Drosophilidae. The coding region runs from base 135 to 1286 and encodes 383 amino acids.
GUCAAAGUUAUCAAAAUAAAAGUAAUACUAUUAUCAAACCCUUCAAUCUGAUACAACCCAAGAUUUAUAAAAAAUAAGCCAAUCAAAUAAUUUAAUUUUUCUACGAGUCCUAGGAAUACAAAACAUUCUUCAUCAUGGCUUUUUCAACUCAAAAAGAGUUUUUUCACGUUCCUUUUAUGAAUGAGGUUGAAGAAUUUGAUUGCCUCGAGUCGUGUGUUAAGCUAAAGUCGUACCCAUCAAAUAUUGAUGACAGGUCAUGGUCUGCCAGCCAAGAAAAGAAAUCAAGAUUUGUUGCAGACCUAAUCGCAUGCAAUUCACCUGUUAUAGGAAAGCGUACUGAAAACGGAAAUGCUUUGAAAAAAUCGGUACCCACAAGCUUAGGACCAGAAGAGGAGUAUGGUAGUAGCCUCCUUUUAAGAGACAGCCUCAUUAACACAGCGGACGAUACAAUCAGGCGAAUGCAAGACAUUAUGUUUAAAAAUAAUAUGUUGCAACAGAAAUUGGAUGAAUCAGAUGAUAAGCUUAUAGUGGCCAAUGAAGAAAAUGCAGAGAUUUUGAGGAUUUUAAGUGAACGCUAUAAUCCGGAUAAAAGCGAGCUAUUGAAAAAAAAAAUAAAAGAACUGGCCGACGAGAAGAAGAUUGAUCCUGAAGAUGAAAAGCAAUUAAAUGAUUUGCAAAUGUCAAUAGUUGAUAUGAUUAAGGCACACGACAUUCUCGAAGCUGAAAAUUCCAACUUGAAGCGGCUCAUUGAAAAACAAUCGGUUCGUUGUACACUAGAUAGUAUAGAAGUGGAUCCUGAAAAAAGUACUGACCUACAAUACCUGCAAAAUAAAAUUAACAGAAUGGGAAAGGAAUUGGUUUUGCUUCGGAAAACUGAAGAUGAUCUAAUGAAAAAAUGCGCCAAGCUAAGUGAAAUUGAAAAAAGCAAUGAUAUUGAAAGAAGUAAUUUUUCUCCUGAAAAAGAUGUUUCUAAUAUACAGAGAAUUUUGGCAGAACGCGAUGCACUGCGUAAAAAAUGUAAAAAUUUGGAAUCUCUUGGCGAUAAAAUAAAUCAAUUGGAACAAAAAGCAAAUGAAGCCGAAAACAUUUCGGGGGACCUUGAGGAUAACCUAAACCAACAAAGCCAGUAUAUCAAUGAGAUGCAACUGGAGAUGCAAGAUAUGCAAAACUAUUAUGAAAAUGAAGUAGAUAAGGCAAAAGGAAAUGAAGAAAUUCUCAAGCGCAGCAUCCAGCCGAAAGCUUUCGACGGUGGACGCAGUAAAACAGUUAGUUGGCUAGCCCAAUAAUUCUACAUUGAAAUAACACUAUUGAUAAAUUGUAUAUAUUUAUUAACAAA